Messenger RNA from Paramecium tetraurelia, 2871 nucleotides. RefSeq lists its product as uncharacterized. The record is from RefSeq and is a predicted model, not a curated record. Lineage: Eukaryota; Ciliophora; Oligohymenophorea; Peniculida; Parameciidae. The transcript has a single exon.
AUGCCUAGUUUAUAAUUCGAGGUCAUAAUAAAUGCUUGCUAGAAGCUUUCACUCACAUUUGGCGAUCAGGUUAGCGUUGAACAAAUAGCUAAUAAGAUAAUCGAAACUCAAAAAUUCCCAAGGUAAUCCAAUUACAGAAUAGAAAUUGAUUAGGCGAUCAGAGAACCUUCAUAUAUUUUGAAUUGUCAGCCAAUCAGUAUAAUUAAAGCUAACUUUAACUUUAUGGCAACAGUCAUUUUCGUUGGUUAAUUUAACACAUCCUUUGAACAUCGUAUAGACCUCUGUAAAUAAAUCCAAUAAAUUUCGAAUGAGAUAAUGAAUGAGAUCCUUCCAAUAGAAUAUUCAGUGUACAUCCUUUAAAAUGGGUAAAACGCCAAUAAUCUCUACAUUAAUUCAUAUGAAUAAAUCCCGAAAUUAAUAGAAUUUGAGAUUUAAGCGAACUUUUAUAUUAAUUUUUAAGGAAUCCACUAUUAGCAGAAAAUUCACCCUUUAGCCUAAAUUGAAUAGAUUAAAUAUCAGAUAAAUGAAGUUUUUUGUUUUGAUUCUGAGUUUCAACUUUGGUAUAGGGAUACAGAACUUAAUGAUCAAAGUUAGUACAUCACCUAUCUAAUUCCAGAUCACUCAGAACUAAAAAUUAAAUUGCCAACUAGGAUCAAAUUACUGAUCAAGUAUAAAGAUACGGUUCAUCAAUUCUCAUGUGCUCUUGAAGAAAAAUUAGGAUCAUUUAAACAACGAUUAAAAUAAGUAUAUCACGUUUCUGAAAAACACCCAUUAUAAUUAAUGUAUAAGAAUAAUGAGUUGAGAAAUGAUCAGGAAUCUAUAUAAAAAUUGAAGUUUAUAGAGAAUGCCAUAAUUGAAAUGCAAGUUGGAAUUAAAUAUUCAUUGACUUUAUAAAACAAGGAAUCCUAAGAAAAAUUCUAGUUUCAAGCUAGAUCAACUGAUUUAGUUUCUGUGCUCGACAAACAACAUCCAUUCAUUAAUAAAUAAGUUAUUUAUGAAUUUAAUGGUCACAAGCUAAAAAAAGAGGAAACUUUUGAAUAACUUUAGGUAGAUACAGAAUAUAUAACCAUUUAUUUUCAAAUAGAAAAGCAGAAAAUCAACGUUUAGUUUUAGGAUGAUUUCGCAAAGCAUAAAAUUGAAGUGAUCACAUCUGACCCAAUUAGGAAUGCAUUAUAGAAAUUCAAUUAAGGAAAUGAUCCUAUUUCAAUUACUUAUGGAGGGAAAAAUAUAUCCAUUGAUAGUACUUAUGAGAAAGAAGCUAUUGUAAAUGACAGCAUCAUAGUAUACAAGAUUAAUAAUGGUAUCUAAAUCAAAUACACUGUUGCUCCUAAUUGUGUAGAACAUACAUAUUUGGUCCCUAAAGAUACGAAGGGAAGCUAGCUAUUGAAAGCACUAUCUUAAAUUUAUUCGAACUAAGGAUAAAAAUACAAAUUGAUGCUUAACAGCUAGGAGUUCCCUGCUGAUUAGCCAGUUAUCAAAGAUCAAUGUUAUAGAUUGGUUCGUAUUUUUGAAAUGCAAUUUUCGUACGACAAAGAUGAGCGAACUUAUAUAGAUUUAUUCUCAUAAGAGGAUAAAAUUUUUGAGGCAAGAAAGAAAAUGGCUCAGGUGUUUAAUCUACCUUUUGAUUCAGUAUUUCUAUUAUUUAAGGAUUGUGCAUUAAAGGAUGAUACCCUUAUUAAUCAAUGCAAGGAUAAAACACUAGUGGUUUCUCAAGCUAUUCACAUUAGUUUUCAAAAGAGGAAUGGCUCUGUAGCAAUUUAAAAGUACUAUUUAAAAUAAGAAAAAUUUAAAUAUAUUUUCAAAGAUUUUUUGAAAGAAUACCAAAUAAGUCAAUGCAGAUUUGAAUUUAACAAUUAAAUUGUUGACGAAAAUAAUUUACUAAAAGAUAUUUGUAAAGAUGAAUAAUCUAUUGUGCUUAUCUAUGAAUUUUAGUAUAACUUAAAACUUGUCAACAAAGAAAUGCAAAAUGAAAUAAUUAAAGUUUCGUUUUAUCCUUCAGAAAUUAUUGGCUCUGUCUUUAAAAGAUAUUUGAGUGAGAAAUUCUCUUACUUGUACAAUGGUUAAUUAGUUGAUAUUUAGAAAUAGUUUGAAGUGUUGAGAAUUCAAAACAAUUCCAAGGUGUAUUAUUUUUAAUUCCAUAACUUCACUCUAGAGAUUCUCAAAACUAACACAAAACUUUAGAUUUAAAUUGACUCAUUGAAUUAUAAAAUCAUUGAUGCCAUAUCUCCAAAGAUGAAGGAGCACACUUAAGAUAAGUUUACUGCACUUUACAACAAUCGCGAAUUAGAUUUAUAAAAGACUUUUCUCUAAGAAAAAGUCAUGAGCGGGGCCACUAUCUAAUGCUAACUGCCUACUUAUUUGCAAGUGAUUAUACAUGACAAUGAGUUUGAUAAAUCGUUUAAUGUACAUCCAAAUAUCUGCAUUGGACAAAUACUUGCUAUGAUGAUGGAUAGCAAUCCAAAUAAAAAGAUGUUAUCCUAUAAAGAUUAGAAAUAAUUGGAAAACGAUAUCAUAGUAUCUAAAUUACAAAAUAACAAUGGGAUUAUCGAACUAAUUUAUAAAGAAUUGAUUUCUACUCCAGAUACUAUCUAUUAGCCCUCAGGAUCUGUAUCAACCUUUUUUAAUUAGACACAAGACCUUAAAACUACAGAAAGUAGUUAAAUAAAUAUUGUCAUAAUUAAUAUAAAUAAUGAUGAUAAGAUAUUUGAGACAGUGAAAUUAGAUCAGAAAAUAGGAGACUUUCUUAAGGAGUUUGAAAUCAAAAAUGAGUUUUCUAGCAUUAAUAUAUUUUAUGAAGGGGCAGUAGUGGAUUACGAUAAAACAUUUGAAGAGAUUGGAGCAAAUCCGGGAAGUUUAUUUGAAAUUAUUUGA